Closterium sp. Naga37s-1 is the source of this 5535-nucleotide messenger RNA. Lineage: Eukaryota; Viridiplantae; Streptophyta; Zygnematophyceae; Desmidiales; Closteriaceae. The record is from the annotation of a GenBank genome assembly.
AUGGCUCCAUCAGCGGCAUCACUACCGUCAGCUGCAGCAGUGGAGCAGCACCACGAGAGCUUUCGGCGAUGCGUGGACGAUUGGGAUUCUCGCGUGUCGGUGUUGACGCACCAGUUGCAGUCUCGGAGCCAGUCUGCACGUGAAUUAGACAGCUGGCGCGACGUGAUUGGCGUAUCUGCAGAGCCAUGGGGCGGAAGGAAUUCUGCUGCCGCAUCCACAGCAGCUUCUGUAGUGGCCUCGGCAGCAGCUGCACCAGCAGAAGCAGAGGGGUCGGCACGAGUGUCGCCAGAUUCGUUGAAUCUGCUCAUUCAACACAUCUCGUCCAAAUGCUGUGCCAUAUACGAUGCAGAACAGGAGGUCUUACAUCGGUUGCUGCCACGCCUGCUGCUAUUUGGGAAAUCUCCCGCCGUCACCCCCCACUCCAGUGCUACUUCUGAGUUCUCUUCCUCCAACGCAGCAUCCUCUGUUGUGGGGGAAACGAUAGCUGAUCAACACGAGGAUGGGGAUGCGGGUGAAGAUGGGGCUAGUGAUGCGGAGGAUAGGGGGGAUAGGGAGGAGCGGGAGGGCAGGGAUGGAGACGGUGGAUCAGAGGAGAGUCAAGAAGAGAGAGAUGUUAGUAGAGGUUUAGGAGGACCAGCUGAGGCGAGAGGUGAGGGUGGUAGAAGCAAGAGUGACAGACCUCAAGGUGAUGGCAGCGAGGGGGGGCGGGAUAGAUCCGAGGAGGAUUCAAAAAAAUGCGAGGAAAUUGAUUCAGUGGAAGAGGCUGAAGAGGCGGGCUGGGAGGGCGGGAGUGCAGUGGAGGAGAGAAGGGAGGGAGGGGGAAGGGAGGGAACGGGAGGGGUGGAAGGGGAGGAGCAGCAGCGGGUGGCGCGUGUGUUGGUGGAGCUGCAGGCGCUGGUGCUGGUGGGGAAGGACCUUACUGCCACUAUGGAGGAGCUUCUAGUGCUGCUCGUGGCGCUGGUUGGAGGGGAGGAUGGGAGGGGCGCAGGGUGGGAUGGCGGAUUGGCAGGUGGAUUGGGAGAGGGGGGGGCAGAUGAGGGGCUCCAGGGGUUGCUUCGUUCUGAUUGGUUCAAAUCAACCGAGUACUUUGCAGUGCGUCGUGAUGCACCGGCACUAGACGCGCUCGCAGCAGGGGCGGCUGUGCUCUUGGUGAUUGACUCGGCACUUGCUGCCAACCCUGCUGUUGCCCGGGGGAUUGCUGCUUACAACAGAAUGCUUCAGGCAGUGCGUUGUAACAUGGAGGCGUAUUCUGCGGUUCACAGCGGUGCAAAGCGUUACCAGAAAAAGGAAGGGAGAGGCAGCAGAGGUCAACGGGAAGCGUUCGAGUUGUCUCUAGCAGAGCUGCAGGGGCUGCUGAUGAUGCUGGAGGCAGCAAUAGGGCCGCAAGGCGAACAUGGAACCUUCUUCCAGAGCUGGAAGGAGAGUGUAGCCCGGGCAGUGGGUCCUGCAGCACCUCCCCUCGCUGCUGCAGCAAAGGCUGGAAAAGGAGGAAAAGGGGGAACGGGGAAGGCAAGUGCUGGGCGGCAGGUGCUGAGCGGGCGGGCGCUAUGGCGGCAGCAGCAGAGGUGGCUGCUGCCGCUGGUGACUCAUUUGAACGCCUCUGCCGAUUCUGCUCUUCAUGCCAUCGGCAGCCACUCCGAGCAGCACAACACCCGUCGCCACUUAGCCGGAUGCAUCGCUCUCUUCCUCUUACUCGCACCCAUAGCAGCACCGGGCUAUGAGAAGCAACUCAUAAAGGCCACCCCAAGCCUGUUCGAGGCUGUCAGGCUCCAUCCUCUGUUACCUCUUGCCGGACCCCUCCCCCUCUCCGCCUCUCUCCCCCCCCUCCUCGCCCUCCACCUGCCCCCUGCCCUGCUGGCGGUUUCCCCUGCGCCCUUCUCUGCCCUGGGGGAGAGCAAGGGCAGGGGGAAGGCGGGAGCGAAAGGGGCAGGGGGAAAGGGGGAGGUGAAAGCAGGGAAGGGGAGUGCGGAGGGGAGGGGGAACGGGGGAGAGAGUUGGCGUGGAGUGAGGGAGGUGUGUGAGGAUGUAUUGAGAAGAGCAUUGGAUCGGGCUCAUGAAGACCUACCAAGGCUUGCGUCAGCCUUCCCUCCCCUAGCUGCCUCUCUGUCUGCAGCUCUCAGGCUCCCGCUCAGGCUGUCUUUGCAGUGCGAUCUCCUGGAGGAGGCGGUGGGGAGUCAAGGGAAGCUGGUGCAGCAGACUCUUGCCGUCACAUGGAACGCGAGGCAUCAGGUCCAGACUCUGCUUGAUCUGCAUGCCAGCUUGCGGGUGUCUCUCAAGAGGCGUCAGAUUGUGCUAGUCGCUGCAGUACUGCAAGCAAUCAAGCAAGUGGAGUCGGCUCUGGCAGCGUGCCUCCCCUCGCUCUCCCUCCACCUACCUCUGUACCAGCAGCACCUGCUGCGACAACUCAACGCAGCCUUGCUCCCUCUUCAGAUGGAUCAGCUGGCGAAGCUACCCCGGCCAUCUCCCUUGCAAGCACAUCCAACUACAGGAGAUGUGGAAGGAGGGAGCGAGGCGAUGGGGGGAGGAGGGGGUGGGAUAGAGGGCGAGGUAGCAGGCCAGCCCUCAUCGUCGUCGGUUGCUGCUCUGCUUGCUUCAGCACCCCCGCCUGCUGGCUCCCUCUUCCCUUGGAGCAACAAGGCUGCCAUGGAUACCCACAAGAAGCUCGUCAACUCCAUUGCCACUCUCACCAGCAUGCUUCAGCUGACGUGGCAUCAGAUGCCAUCGGAUUGUCUCCUCUCCUUCCUCUCAACUGCUUGUGCCCUCCUCCCUCCCCUUGUCGACCCCAUUCCGUCCUGCCAACCCCUGCUCGCUCAACUCCACUUCUCCACACUCCUCCCCUCCCUUUCAUCCUCCUCCUCUUCCUCCUCUUCCCCCUCCCCUUCCUCCACCACCACUGCAUGCUUCUUCCUCUCCUCGCGGCCUCAUCUCCUCGCCCCUGCGCUUGCUGCCCUCUACUCUCAGCCGCUCAUCCAACCCAACUCGCUCCAGUACCUGGUAGACGCAUUCUUGGAUGGGGCUCGGUUGCUCCUGCAGCCGCACACGCAGGAACGGCACAGCAAGCAGUCGAAAGAGCACACGGGGAGAAGAAGCAGCAGCCGGAGUGUCUCGGGGGGCGACAUUUACAGUGUGGAGAAUCAACUGGAGGUUGCAUUGGUUCAGUCAUUCCAGUGGCCGCUCACUCGAGACGUCAUUGCAGACCUCCAUCUGCAUGCCAUCUCCCACUCUGAUCUGCACUCCUCCAAUCCGCGCUUCAACCCCCGCAAGACAGGGGUUCGCAACCUGCUGCAGUUCCUGCAGCUGCCGCCCAUCCGCCUGCUCUCCAGGCAGAUUGACAUACAAGCACACGUGGCACAAGCACUGGCAGCCUCCCUCUAUAAUCACACUGCAGCCAGUCCUGCCAACUGGAAGCUAGGCGAGGACGUGAGACAGCUAGCGGCCAGCAAAUAUCGGCUGCUUCUGCCGCCGAUUGCCAUAGGAGGAGGCCUGGCAUUCAGACUCCACAGCGCCCCUACUCCCUCCUCCACCUCCUCCCCCGCCCUUCCCUUCUCACUCCUCCACCCUCCCUCACUCGCCGCCAAUCUCCCGUUCUUCGUCUCUGCAUUCUCGUUCGACCUUUCCACCCUAACCUUCCACCAACGGCCCUCCUCCCUAGUCAGAUUCCACGAACCUUCCUCACCCAUCCCUUCCACCCGCCAUGCUGACUCAUCAUCACCGUUCUCCUCCGCGCACGGGCCUCGGUCGCUCACGCUGCGCCAGCUGUCCGGUCUCCUCCAAUCCACGCACGCCAUGCUGUUUCUCCAGCACGCCGCCACGUCAGCGUGCAAGCUGAUUGCGGGGAAGCUGUCUCACCUGUCUCGGUUGUUCCUGCAUGACAGAGCGCACUCGCUGCUGCUGCAGUCGAUGAAGCAGACACAGCAGAAGCAGCAGCAGCAGCAAAUGCAGCAGCAACAAGAUCAACAAGAAACUCAAGCUACUGGUCUGGCUCCUGCUAAGAAUGCUGGUGCUGCUGGUAAAGGUGCUGCUGGUGAUACUGCUGCGGGUGGUGGUGACAACCCUGCUCCAGCAGCUGCUGCUGGCAUGACGUUGACAAUGGAGGCAGUAGACGAGCUGAAGAACAAGCUCCAGGAGAUCUCAGUAGACCCUGACUGGCGCAUAGCCAAGCCUGCCCCAGUUAACAACAACCACGAUGCAUCUGGCACCCCUGCAUCAUCAUCAGCAGCACAAGGGGUUGCAGGGAAGGGGAAAGAGGAGAAACGAGGAAGAGGAGGGGCAGACAAGAGGCCGUGGGGGGAGGUGGUGGUGGAAGAGGUGAGGGAGAUGGGCGUGGCUCUUGGGUUUGUGCUGGCUGCUGCUACAGCUGCGUGCCACAGUGCAGAGCACACUCUCAGCGCCCUUCCCUCACACGCUGUAGGAUCACCCCUCCACCGCCUCCUCCUCGCCUCGCCCCUCUCCCACCAGCCGCUCCUCCUCCUCUCCUCGCUCUCCAACUCCCUCCGCGCAGCUGCACACACUCAACCUGUGCCAUUACUUCAUCUGCUCGUGAACGUCUUUCAAAGGGAGCUUCAAGCCUCGUCUCAUCGCCCCUUCCUCACGCUCCCUGCCGCCAUUCCCCCGCUCUCCCUGCUGCUGGCUUCCAAGAAUCACCUAGCGCAGCAGCGACUGGCAGAUGCAGUGGCGGGUGGUGGCAGGGACGGCCGUGUGGGGGACUAUUGCGUUGACUCACAUACCCUUCACACCCCCUCCCAUCCUUCUCAGGAGCUGCAAGCCUCGUCUCACCGCCCCUUCCUCACGCUCCCAGCCGCCAUUCCCCCGCUCUCCUUAAUUCUGGCUUCCAAGAAGCAACUAGCGCAGCAGAGGCUGGCAGAUGCAGUGGCGGGUGGUGGCAGGGACGGCCGUGUUGGGGGAGGGAGGGGUGGUGGCGGGUCUAGUGGGAGUGAGGGAGGGCGAGGAUGGGAGAGGGGAGGAGAGGGCGAGGGGGGAGCAUGGGAGGCACAGGAUGACGACUGGUUGCCUGAUGAUGGAUUCACGCUGGGAGUGGCUUUUCUUCUCACGGUGACCAAUCAGCGCCUUGCCUUUGACUCCAUGGACUGGUUCUCGCUCGCCCUGCACCAUCUCUCCUUCCAGCGCCAAGCCAUGCCCACAAACCCUCCCUCCACUCUCACUCCUGCUGCUGCUGCUGCUGGCGGAGGUGGUGGUGCUGCUGCUGCUACUGCCGCUGGUACUGUUGGUGGUGCUGUGAGUGGCAAGUCAGCAGGCAGAAGAGCAGAUGCAGGGGAGGAGGAGGAUGAUGAGGAGGAGGAGGGAGAGGGCGCUGGGGGUGCCGGAAGAGGGGUGACUUCCCUCUGGUCCUCCUGGUUCGGUGCCACUGCUGCAUCUGUUGAAACUGCAGCUUCGCAGCCAGAGCUGUCUCCAGAGCUGACUCACCAGCUUCGGCAGAGGGAGCGAGUGCUGGCAGGCAUGGCGGAGCAGCUGAGCCUGAUGAACGUGGUAACCAUUUCCGCACUUCGGCUGUUUGACUCCAGCCCACACACAUAG